UUUCAGCGUUCAACUCGAACUAAAAUUAUUCAUGUGGAAUUUGGAUUUGCCACCACUCGUCCAAGUUUUGUCAACAGCUGUUCGAAUAUUGUUCCCGUUUGUAAUCAAUUUGUCACCCAGUAGCGACAACGAGGCAUUAAAAUGGUUGGGUCAGCUAUACUGGGUGCUGCCGCCGGCACUGGUAUGGCCUUAAUUGUUGCCAUGACAAUUGUAAUCUAUCGUUACUACACUGUCAAAAGAAAAGACAAGGAAUGGAGCUCCCUUGACCGUUUACCUUUUCCGUCUGAUUCAAGUAUAGCCUUCGGAAAAGCAGCGGGAAAGCCAGCUUAUGCUGCCAUAGCCAAAAAGGAAUUCAAUGUUGCGAAAGAACCGCACAAAAUCCAACCUCCCCAAAACAGUUCAGGGCAGGCCUUGACUGCGGAAAUGAUGAAGGCUCCUCUCGACUUAUGUCAGAAUUCAGGUAACGCUCCACUCCUUCAACAUCAAUCAAAGUCCUAUCCUGGAGGACAGCCUCCACUCUGCAGAACCCCAAGCGUCUCCUCGCAGAGCAGUUUGGAAAGCAGCGCCUCAAGACAGGGCCAUAGGGGUUCGUCACCUCAGAUACGUACUUAUGCUCCAGAUGGAAAAACCAAAGCUGUUCAACAUCACGAAGCAACAUAUUCUUCUAGUUAUCCCCUUCACAGUUCUAGUCGUUCUCCAUCUCCAUUACGAGCAGCUUCACUAGAUAUUAGAUGUAACUCACCGGGAUACGUAACAGUUGGUGGAGAAAUGCGUACACCCUCCCCAUCUCAGUCCAGUUUAACUUCCCUUACAGGGGGGUCGGCUAGCUCUACCUGUAAUUCACCAGCUUUACCGCCUUCUCCAAGAAACGCCAAUUUGGGAAGAUGCCUAUCUCCACUAUGUAUACCGUCAAGGGGCCACACUCCUGAGAUGACCUCGUCUGCUCCGCCUGCCAGUCCAUUAGGGGCAAUCCAACCUGAUUUAUACACCAAAAGAGACGGUCCCUUAUUUUUAGAAGGAAGUCCCAAGUCGGGCCCCUCACUAGGGCGCCUUCAUUUUAGAGUAAAGUACGACUUCGACAGAAGCGAUCUCACUGUUCAUUUAAUAGAAGCUCACAAUUUAGCAACAAGUGACCAAGGGGGUUUCAAUGAUCCAUAUGUGAAACUGUCCAUAAUUCCGCCAGUAGAUUGUCGUAAACGUCAAACAGCUAUCCAUCGAAAUGAUCCGAAUCCAUUUUUCGAUCAGCAUUUUAAGUUUCCAGUCACCCACGAGGACCUCCAAGCGAAAAUUCUCGUCCUUCAAGUGUUCGAUUAUGACAGAUUUUCGCGCAACGACGUAAUCGGUGAGGUUCGUAUGAACAUGAACGAAUAUGACGUUACGUCAAGUAUAGAAAUAUGGGGAGAAAUUUCGAAAAAUAAGAAACCUCCCGAAGAACUUCAAGAGGUCCUUCUUUCACUAAGCUAUCUCCCGUCCGCCGAAAGACUGACUGUUGUUCUUUUGAAAGCAAGAAAUUUGUUUAUACCCGAGGAGAAGGAAAGUGUCGAUCCGUUUGUGAAAGUUUACCUGAUUGUAAAUGGCAAACGGGUCAAAAAGAAGAAAACAGCAGCAAGAAAGAAUACAACAAAUCCAGUUUGGAACGAGGCGUUGAGUUUCAGCUUGUCCUCCUCAAAUCUACCCAAUGCAGCGAUUGAGGUAUCAUUAAUAGAUCAAGGAAAUGAUCUCAUAGCAAGUAAUCCUUUAAUAGGGUGCUGUAUAAUAGGUCCACAUGAAUCAGGGCCGGAGCGGGACCAUUGGAAGGACAUGAUGCAGAGCCCCAGGAAGGCAGUGGCUUGUUGGCAUACCCUCCGAUUGGAAUGAAUUAAUUCAAAUAAAAAUAGAAAAAAAAUGCAUUAAAAAAAAGUAACAAAUGAUGGAAGUACUACAUCGUGUGAAAUUCAGUUGACUGAAAUGCGAUGAAAUGCAUGAAAUUUUCCGAAUGCGAACAUUUAAUUUUUUUAAUUCAAAUAAGUAUACACGUUUCAUCUUCGUUUUUAUUAGGCACAAGCAAAUCAAACAGAUGUCCUUAAUUAUGUAUCGUACAAAAAAUUUUAGAAUAAGUUUUCCCUUAAAAUGGUACCAAAAUUAAAAUGGGAGGCUGAUAAUUGUCAUUUUUUGUUUGAGAUUCGACUGAUUUGUGGUUUAUUUGUCUAUUAUCAAUACCGAAAAUCAUAUCAUUAUGUUACGCGUUGUAUUCGAUGUUUGAAUUUAAAUAAUGAACUUAAUAUUCCUACCUAUACCUGUUUAUGAAUAAGUCAAAGUACCUGAUAGCAGAAUUUAGAAUAAAAGACACAAAAGGGAACCGAAAUGGAGAUAAUAAUAGUGGUAUUUAAAUGGCACAUAUUUAACAUACAUACAUAAUAACAUGUGUAUAUUAUGUAGGUAGGUAUACAUGCAUAUAUAUUGUUAUGGAUGUGCAGAAAUGGACUGUACUAGUUAUCUAAUAAUGGGUUAUAAUUGCUAAUUAAGUAAAUGUUAUUUGUUAUUGUAUUUACUUCCUGUUUAAAAGAAUGUAAUCUUCAGUAUUAUGAAAAUAUUUAUUCGGCUUUAAUGAAGAUAUAACGUCUCAAUAUUUAUCUUCAUUUAUGAAUAGGAUGCUUCAAAGUGGUAGAACGAAAAGUGAAAUACAUGAACUUUUGCUUUUUCAAAUUAUUUUACCGAUUUUAACAUCAUAUUGUUUUUAAAAAUGAGUUGUUUGUUUUUUCUUUUUUGAAAAGCGGGAAAUUCCAACAAUUGAGUAUUUGUAAUGGCCGACAAUAGCAACAAUACGGCAAUUAAAAAUUGUAAUGGCCGACAACAGCAACAAUACAAAAAGAUGCAAUGACCGACAGAAUCAACAAUACGUAAACAAGUACCGCAACAAUGAAAAUAUUAAGAUGGCCGACGAUAAACAUUAAUAAUAAACGUAGACUUUUUAUAUUAUCCAUACUUUAUUACAAUUGUUUCAAACGUUUUAUACAAAUGCGCAAGUUGUUGAACUGUUUCUAUUUAACUAAGAGUAAAAUAAAAUAAAAAAUACUUACAAUUAGCUAAGUUAAAAUAUAAAACCAAGCAUACUCAGGCUAUUGCGGGUAACUUCCGUCGCAUGCUGUGACGUAACUUCCGUCGCAUGCAAUACUAAACUAGUCAAUGUAGUAUCUUACUUUUCGUUCUUCAUUUUCGAGGUUGUCCUAAUCUAGGAACACUGACUACGAAAAUAAAACAUCAGCUUUUGCAAAAAUCAAAUUUCAAUAAGAAAACAGAUUUCACCAAGUAUUCCAAAAAAACAUGCUUUAUUAUUGCUAUUAUUCAAACGGUCUAAGUAAGCAUAAAACAUGUACAUAAUUAUAUACUGGGUGUUUUAACUUUUGUAUGUAAUUACAUAUUGGUUUUUUAUUUAAUUGUUUAAAAAACAAACGUUUAAUAGUAAUAAUAAGCUACUAAAAACGCUUAUGGUAAUGUCUAUGAUUAU
This is a messenger RNA of Agrilus planipennis (emerald ash borer), 3487 nucleotides long. RefSeq names its product synaptotagmin-5. NCBI's taxonomy places the organism in Eukaryota, Metazoa, Arthropoda, Insecta, Coleoptera, Buprestidae. Bases 142 to 1857 code for a protein of 571 amino acids. Gene Ontology annotation, biological process: cellular response to calcium ion; calcium-ion regulated exocytosis; regulation of calcium ion-dependent exocytosis. The transcript is spliced from 10 exons. Gene Ontology annotation, cellular component: membrane. Gene Ontology annotation, molecular function: calcium ion binding; calcium-dependent phospholipid binding; syntaxin binding. The record is from RefSeq and is a predicted model, not a curated record.